Zasmidium cellare ATCC 36951 is the source of this 1032-nucleotide messenger RNA. RefSeq lists its product as uncharacterized. Lineage: Eukaryota; Fungi; Ascomycota; Dothideomycetes; Mycosphaerellales; Mycosphaerellaceae. Gene Ontology annotation, molecular function: hydrolase activity. Bases 1 to 1032 code for a protein of 343 amino acids. The transcript has a single exon. The record is from RefSeq and is a predicted model, not a curated record.
AUGAACGACCACCAUGACCAUCGAACAGAGGAAGCCGGGUCAUCGACAAUACCCUCAUCGAUCAAGAUCACCAAGCGACAUGACCGCUCGUUCUUCAUGCUGGUGCUGCACAGCAUUAUCCGGCCUUUGAAGGGCCGCGUGGUCAAGCUGCAGGACCCAUUACCAGCCGGGUCGCCCAAGCUCGAAGCCUCAAAAAGAGCGCUGAAGAAAGUCGACGUUCAUGAGCGGAUAGUGGAAGACAUACGGGUGUACGACCUGAGGCCGAAGCGGUCGCGGACGAGGAAAGAGGAGAAGAGACAGGUGGUGAAGAAGAGGAUAUACUACUUCUGCGGCGGAGGAUGGCGGUCGCCUGCUACGGGUGAGCAUUGGGCCCUGCUCACAGAGAUGGCUUCCCAACUCCCGGACACCCAGGUCUCGCUCGUCAGCUAUCCCCUCGCGCCGAAGUCCCCUGCGCCGCAGACAUUUCCCAAGCUCAUGAGGCUCUACCGCGAGGUCAUGCGCAAGGCACACGAGGCCGGAGAGGAGGUCAUCCUCGCGGGCGAUUCGGCUGGCGGUAACAUCGUGCUGAGCAUCAUCGUAAGCGCACUUCUCGAAGACGCAGAGAAAGGGGAAGAAUUGCCCUGCGCCAAAGCCAUUUUCGCCAUGUGUCCGUCUACCGACCUCCGACGACAGAAUCCCGACAUGGACGCCCUCGAAGCAUGGGAUCCGCUGCUCAGAAUCGCAUUCAUCAAAGACACCGCCAAAUCCUGGUGCGGCGAUUGGGACCCCAGCGAUAUCCGCGUCUCACCCAUCCUAGGAGACCUCACACCGUUAGCGAAGCGCGGCGUCCCUGUACACGGCAUGACGGGUGGUUGGGACAUUCUGGGUCCGGAUGCGAUUUUGUUUCGCGAGGCGUGUGCGAAAGCUGGCGUGAGGGGGGAGUGGUUGGAGUGGGAUAAGCAGAUGCAUUGUUGGCCGUCGGCGUUUUCUUUCAGGGUAAGGGAGAGUGUGGCGGCGAAGGAUUGGAUGGUGGAUGUUUUGAGGAGGGUUUGA